This is a messenger RNA of Bipolaris oryzae ATCC 44560, 1791 nucleotides long. RefSeq lists its product as uncharacterized. The record is from RefSeq and is a predicted model, not a curated record. The transcript is spliced from 2 exons. NCBI's taxonomy places the organism in Eukaryota, Fungi, Ascomycota, Dothideomycetes, Pleosporales, Pleosporaceae. Gene Ontology annotation, molecular function: serine-type endopeptidase activity. The coding region runs from base 1 to 1791 and encodes 596 amino acids. Gene Ontology annotation, cellular component: membrane.
AUGUCUCUUCUCCGCCCGACAUGCGCCUCGCUCGCGCGCCGCCUUUGUACUACACAACCUCACUCUCGACAGACAUCAACGUCUCCGCUACUAGCUCUCGUUCAGCGACACCGGGCAUCACGGCUACAAUGUCGCUUCUUUGCCUGCACCCCCCAUUACCGCGCCAGAGUCAUCGAUACACCACAGAACCCCGCCAUCCCACAAUCUCGCAAGCGCACCGUACGCAUAGGGCCACUCCCUGAAGGGCCAGUCAGCGAAGCAACCAUACACCGCAUCUUUGGCCGCAAGCUAUCACCGCAAGACGGCAAUAAUGUGCUGCGCAUACUGCACCACCGGCGCACCGCAGGCUCUCUGGCCGACUACGGCGUAGACAAUCUGGGCAAGCAGUACACACAUGUCAGCCGCGACACCGCACUUAAAGGACUGGAAUGGCUGCGGGCGAAAUAUCCCAUAGAUGAGGCGCGAGCAGCAGAAGAAUGGGCCGAGAAGGAAGCCAAUCGCAUAGCCUACGAGUUAUGGCUCGCCGACCCCGAAACGGAGUCCAAAUACAAAGACCCCGCCCGUGCCUUUCGCGAGCAAAUGGAAAAGGAAGAGCAAGAACGUAUACGUCAAGAGGCCGAGGACCAAAAGAUUGGAAUUCUGCACGCGGGCAAGAGUCAAUUCGAGCUCAACAUUGAGGAAAAGCGGCGGGCACGUCUAGAAGAGAUUACGCGCAUAGCAGAAGAGAAUGAGCGGAAACAGAGGGAAAUGGAAGAGAAACUCGCGAGUGGAGAAUGGGUGCGCACACCAACUGGCACGCAACUCAUGAAACCCGGCCAAACAACGUACAUUGACAUCUUUGGCCGCGAGCAAGUCAGCCGACGCAAAGAGGAAAUGGAAAAGUACAACAAAGCGGCUCAAGUAACGGACGCAACGACAGCUGAGGAACUCCUGGAACAAACAACUCUCUCCGAACGUCUCAUCCCCAUGACCGUCUUCGUCCUCUUCACCCUCGCCGCCUCCUACGCCUUCGCACACUUCUACACGCCUCCCUCGCCAUCCUACCGCCUCUUCCCGGACCUCUCCCCCACAACCGCCACCAUUGGCGCCCUGGUCGCUGCAAACUGCAUCGUCGCCAUAGGCUGGCGCAUCAUGCCCCUAUGGCCCCUCAUGACACGCUACUUCAUGCACGUCCCGGGUUACCCACGCGCCAUCCAGAGCAUCGCCAACGUCUUCAGCCACAUCCAGUACGAGCACCUCGUCGCUAACAUGAUGAUGCUGUGUCUCGUCGGCCCUGUAUGCUGUGAUCUCGUGGGCCGCGGUGUCUUCAUGGGUACGUAUAUGAGUGCCGGUGCUUUGGGCACGCUGGCGUCGUUGUACUGGGCGAAUCUCGGCCGCGGCAAUAUCACGGCGCAUUCUGUAGGGGCUUCAGCGGCGAUUUGGGGGAUAGCAGCGUUGUACUGUUUGUUGACUGAUCAGGAGAGGAUUAAGAUCCCCUUCUUGAAGGACCAGGAGGUUGCGUUUUGGCCUAAGAUGCUCUUGGCGGCGUUUGUGGUCCUCGAGAUUCAUUCGGCCAUGCGGAGGAAGACGACGAUGGAUCAUGCGAGUCAUUUUGGGGGCAUGGCCGUUGGGAUGGCUACCGCGGGGUAUCUAAGGGCGACGGGGUUCCGCGAGAAGAUUGAGGCUAAGGAGCAGCAGCAGCAGGGGGUUCAGGCUUGGGCGGGGACGCCAGAGAAGGUGGUGGAUGUUGGGGCGAUUGCGAAGGAGGGCGUCAAGGAGGUUAAGCAGAGUCUUACAGGGAGCGGGAAAUAG